AUGGCGCAGAGUAGUCAUGGGUGGCAUGGCCAUGCAUUCCAACAUGCUAUCGCCGGUCUCCCGGGGCCUGGCGACGGCGCCGGACCGGGGACCGGGGCUAGGACCGGCGAUGUCGGCUUUGACCGCGUUGUUGAGGGCUUUCAAUCAUACCCAUCCGGGCAGCCGCAGUUCGACGAGCCGCAAUCCAGCCACCAAUUCUUGGGUCCGCAUAAUUUCAGCGUUUACCACCCAGUCCAUCCUGUUGAAAACUUUCCUGCCAAUACAUACGUUGGAUCCAACUUUCCGGAACAGCAACAGCCAACCUUUUACCAAAACAAUAACCCACGAUUUCUUCAUGGUCAUGGUACACCAAACAUACAACCAUUUACUGAGUCUCAAUUCAAUCCUCGUCAACAUUUUGAUUCCGGUCUUCGAUUCGAAAAUAAUUUUCAAGACCAAGUUCAUACAUAUAUCGAGCAACCCAGCCAGCCGGCUCUCGCGCAACAGCACUGGCAAUCGCCUGUUCCUGUAAAUUUUAAUAACAAUUCUCAACUGGUCUAUCAGCAAAGACACCAGGUACCUUCGUACCCUGGUGCUCAGAGCUUACCAGGAGAUCAGGGUGCCGAAUAUUAUCAUCCUGAAGGCCUAGAUCCUCAAGGCGCCCCGGGCCACCAGGGCCAUUACAUGGUUCAAUUUCAGGCCGACCAGGCAGGAAAUCAUCCAAAGCAAUUUGGGGAGAUGGCGACGCCGACGCCUAAUGCCUCCCAUGGAGAAGGCAAUGCUUCAUCGGCGGGAGCUAGCACCAAUGGUUUACAGGUGGCUGCAACCCCCGCUCCGCCAAUGGUCACUACUCAACCGCAAGCAUGGACCAAGCCGCUAGGCCUCAAAUAUUUGGAGGUGAAGAACGCGCCGACAACUAAAGUCAUCACUUUUAAGAACUUAGCGCCUCCGGAUUCCAAUUUUGAUCACUCCCUGCCGGCUAGUCCAGGUCCCGCAGGUUUGAUCCGUUCGCGGGGAUAUCGUUUGCCCUGUGAGGUGCGCUUCGAGUACGAAGAAGCAAAAAAGAAGAAGUUAGCGGGGAAGAUUGCUAGCCUCAUGGAUGAACAUAUCAUAGCAGUUGGUAGCAAAGUAUCCAAACCCGGUUCCCAAUCGACAAAAUCCAAGCCCCCUCCAAAACGGAAAUCCGCCAAGAUGGGGUCCAGAAAGAACGCAGGAAGCUCUGAUAGCAGUGAUGAGGAAAUCGAUCCCAUUGAUCUCGAAAGAGAACGGAUCCGAAAUCAUCCACGACCGGGCGAGGAGAUUGCGAGUGCUGUUAUUAAAAAGAUUACAGAGAAAUCUAUCAAAAAAACGAUUGAACCUCAGCUCACAGAGAAUGUCAAAAACAACAUUUCCCAAUUCGGUAGCUAUAUCAUAGAACUAUCGACCGAGGUCAAAGGCUUGAGAGAAAAGGUGAAGGCUGCUGGGAGUCAGAGCAGUCCUGAUGUCGAAUCACUCCGAACUACGUUGAAAACGAAGUACGACAUAAUACGCCGUUCCCUAGAGGCUGCAACCACAUUCGGCGAUCCCCACACUCUAUCACAGAUGGGCGUACAUAAGAAGUUAACUGCGAAUCUCUGCGUCUUAUUGCAAACCCAAUUUAUACCCCCAGUGAAUGACUGUAACGGUCCUUUAUCUAAGGCGAUUCUGAAGUUACUGUCACUCGUCGUUAAUGCAGAUUCAGAAACUUUGAUCCAAAAGUGCAAGUUGGAUCGCCUACAACAGAAGUUCAAAGGCGAAAUGGACGAAGAAACUGCUGGAUAUAUGGACAAGAUCUUCGAGAACGCUAAGAAACGAUCCGAGGAGGAACAGAUGAAAACUAUGGAGGCUGAGAAGACGGAAAGUGAAACGAAGAAACCUGAUACGGGGGCGUCCAAGAAGAAUCUUACAGGUGCCAAAGAUUCGCCACCUGUCUCCAAGGCAUCACUAGCGAGAAAGGAGACUCUCCAGAAGGAUAUUCUCCAAAAGAAGGCCACCGCAGAGAUCAAGAAGAUGCAACCAACCGACUAUUCUGGGUUGGGAUCCGCGAGGAAGAGAGCGAAUCCUUUGCCAGCACCUCCCAAGAGAUCAAGAGAUGAUGACCUCGAUACGAGGGCUUCCAAGAAAACCGCUGUUGAGGAUGCAACCGGUGCUCCUAGUGCGACUCCAACAACAAACGCUACAGUCACUUCUACCGCUACUUCGGCUACAACUCCGACAGCUUCCCAGACUUCGCUAACGGCAGAUAUGCAAGCUCGAUCUAGACCUAGCGGUUCUAUGCUCCCCGGUAGACCCCGAGCACAGCCUAAAGCAACGCCUAAACGAUCUGCUCCCGAACUGGAGCCUACCUUUAUCGGCACCUUACUUGGUGGUAUCGGUGGAAGUAAGUCGGAACCGAAACCUCGGCAGCCACCUGCACGAUCCGAAGAGCCCACAAGACCCCCGGAGACUCCAGAACAAGCGGCACGCAGAGAACGCAAGGAAUCUCGACGGCAUCUCCGUGUUUCAUGGAAACCGGGCGAUGAACUUACUGAAGUCAGAAUCUUCGAGCACGACACUGAGGAAGAUAAAGGUCGGGACCAUAACAUGCUCCUUGAUGCUCGAGAUAAUCGUUCCGAAGGUCAAAUGCUUAAGCAACGGAGGCGCGACAGUGAUGAAGAUUACGAAGAAAACUUGCCUAAGGAGAUUAUUCUGCAGGAAUGGAAAGAGCUAAGCCCAUGCAACGUUGCACACAUUCCUGAGGAAAAAGUAGAGAUGAACUUCGAGACGCGUGGGGGCAAACGUUCAGUUGAAUCGGACCAGAAAAAGGUCAUGGAUGAGUAUGAGCAACGGGAACUGAUGGCUAUUUACACCAGUUUUUCGGAGGUUCCAGCUACACCCAGGUCCCCAACUACCAGGAACCAGGAAGUGGGCCAACCAAAGAUCCAUGUUCUGCCGUCCGGCCCCACCAAAUGGCAAGAGUCGUUGCCCCCCCACAACACGAAGACCGCCGAAAUACACCACCGUUGGUACGAUUUUAUCGGACGCGGAUCUCAGGUUGCAUUAAAGGCAGCAAAGCUUCGACUUGAUGCUAAAUAUAAUCCGCAACCAGAGCAAUUACAGCAACCUCAUCGAUCGUCGCAACAAUCGCAGCAACCACAACAAUUGCAUUCAGGUUAUCAAGCAAACAUGUCGCGCCCACGCACACAGCAGGAGACUGAGCAGGACGUUCUUAACCUCCUACAGUCCAAUAAAGUAAAGAAUUAUGUAGACUCCGAUCCUUACGAUCCUGCAAACCCAAAGACCCAGCGUCGACAUGAUUACGCUGACCCGAAGGUGCAACGCGAUGCCGACGCACUGGAGGAUGUUUUCGCUAAGUUUAAGGGUAAACCGUUUCCAGCAACUGAGCCUCCCGAACACAUUCGUUCUAGCCCCCAACGUGUCGCAGAAUGGCAUGAAGGAUUCAAUCGUGACGUUCAAGCAAAGGCAGAUCGCCAGCAUCCACCACAGCAAGUUCAUUCUCAGUCCUACCAGCAACAAUCAGCACAGCCCGUGCAGUAUUUGCACCCACAAUAUCAACAAGCGCAUUACCAACAGGCACAAUAUGGGCAAGCACAAGGCCAACCCCAACAGCAAGUACAGGGACUGGAUAUUGCUGCCAUCCUGCAACGUAUUCAGAAUAACAAUAAUCCCGCCACUGCACAGCUUCAUGCGCAGCCUAUUGCACAACCUACACCUGAACGUAUCGCGCACCCCCAUCAAGGUGCUGCAGUUUCACCAGAAGAUGCUCAGAAAGCACGAAAUGCAGAGGUUAUCAUGCAAGCGCUUGCUUACGCGAAGGAACAGGGAAUUGGAAAUGCGUCUGCGUCGGCACCGGUACCGGCUCUAGCUCCGAACACCACACAGCCCGCGCCGAAUCCCUCUCUUCACGAUAUCUUAAACCAGUUAGGAGCGACCAGCAGCAAUCAGACCCUUGCCACCCCUUCACAGCCUUUGGAUUUUUCUCAAUGGGGAGGUUCUUGGCCACAGCCCCAGACUAACCAGGGUUAUGGUGGUUAUGGAUAUAACACUCAGUCGCAGGCCUUUGGCGUCCAAGCCCAAUCAACUCUAUCACAGGGCAACACCGACUCACAGAUACCUUUCGGAUCUCAAGCACAGUCCUCCCAAUCACAAAAGGACAUGCAAACAAGAAACCAACAACACCAGCGUGAGAACAACGACCGUGGUAAUCGCAAGGGUUACCACCGUGGUAACAAGGAUCGCAAGGGAGGUAAUCGCUCUCUCUAUGGAACAGUGCCCUGUAAAUUCUGGGCUUCUGGUGAAUGUCGUAAGGGGGACGAAUGCACUUACCGUCACGAUCCUAACGAUCUUAAAUAA
Hypoxylon trugodes is the source of this 4350-nucleotide messenger RNA. RefSeq lists its product as uncharacterized. The record is from RefSeq and is a predicted model, not a curated record. The transcript has 3 exons. Gene Ontology annotation, molecular function: metal ion binding. Lineage: Eukaryota; Fungi; Ascomycota; Sordariomycetes; Xylariales; Hypoxylaceae. Bases 1 to 4350 code for a protein of 1449 amino acids.